AUGGCUCCAUCCGCAGUCUCACCACCACCCUCAAACACCGGCAAGCUGCUUGUCAAACCCUGGUCUCGACCACAGCCGACAAGAGAAGAUCUAGACUGGGCGCCUCUCACCACCAUUGAUCUUUCACGGUUUGAUGAGCCAGGUGUCAAGCAGGAACUAGCAAAACAACUCUACGAUGCCAUCGCACGAGUGGGGUUCUGGGUCGUGACGGGCACCGGCAUCGAUGAUGAUCGUGUGCUACGUCAAUUUAGCAUCGGGAACACAUUUUUCAAAGAGCCGCUGGAAGAGAAGCGGACGCACCCAUGCAACUUUGCAGAAGGUGAGUAUUUUGGAUACCGGGAGAAUGAGAGAUGGCUCGGAGAUACGGGGGUAAAGGAGAACAUCGAGAUGCUCAAUAUCCACAAGGACAUCCCAGCGUGGAAGGAUGUCGGCCGCCAUCGAGUCAUUGAAGAGAAUUGGGAGGAGAUUAGAGACUUCCACCGCGACGUCUGGGAAGUCGUACGAAAGCUUUUUGUUCUCAUUGCCAUCAUCUUGGAGCUCCCAGAGGAUUACCUCGCCGACGCGCAUGCCUAUGACCAAGUAUCGGAUGAUCAUUUGCGGUACAUGAUCUACAAUGUUCGGACUGAGGAGGAUUGGGACAAAGCACAAGCGUUUUCGACGGGUGGCCAUACGGAUUUCGGCAGCUUGACACUUCUCUUUUCCCAACACGUUGCCGGAUUGCAAAUCAAGACGCCAGAGGGAGAUUGGAAAUAUGUGAAGCCCGUGGAGGGUGGGAUUACAUGCAAUGCUGCAGACACCCUGACGUUCCUCACCAACGGAUUCAUCAAGUCUACAAUUCACCGUGUAGUAAAGCCUCCAACGGACCAGAUCAACAUUCCCCGCCUUGGACUUCUGUACUUCAGUCGGCCGGGCGAUCACACGCCGAUGAGGACCUUGCCAUCGCCUCUUCUGGAUCGCCUUGGUCUGAUUAGAGAUGAAGACAGGGACUUGAGCCGGCCAGUGCCAUCCGGGACGGAGUACGUGCGGGCAAGGGUAAAGGAUGUGCAUCACAAAAAGGUGCUUGAUAAGCGCGAAGGAACGUCAUUCCAGUACAAGGGGUUAGAGGUCAAGAAUCACUAUGACUGA
Molecule: messenger RNA, 1125 nt
Organism: Colletotrichum orchidophilum
Lineage: Eukaryota; Fungi; Ascomycota; Sordariomycetes; Glomerellales; Glomerellaceae
Product: 2OG-Fe(II)oxygenase superfamily protein
Exons: 3
Coding region: 1-1125 (374 amino acids)
Molecular function (GO): dioxygenase activity
Source: RefSeq, a predicted model, not a curated record